GCCCAAAUGCACACUUAACUGUGACACUAUCUUCUUCAAUAUUCUCCAACCAAAACCCUGUACCCUAAACCAACUCAAUCUUACUUCAAUGGCGUCAAUCAAUUUCAAUUUAUUCGACAACUGGUUCAACAAACCUCCAAACCCACUUCCUCCAAUUAACCUCAUCACCCUAAUCCACUCCCUAUCACCACCUACCCAACCCCACUCAAAUUUCGCCGCCAUUUCCAUCUCAAACCCAUUCAAAAAACCCGAACCAAAACAACCCGAAUCAGACCAACCCGGAUACUGGCAACAACAGCUCGACCAAUUCUUCUACGAGCACGAAAACCUACCCGAUUACCGCCACGCCCCAGAAGUCGAAAAAAUCCUCACCGACCACCCUUACUUGGAAAAAAAAGAAAACCCAACUGAAGAAGAAAAAUUAGAGAAUGAGAAAAUUUGGGAGGAGCUUACGACGAACCCAGUUGUGAAAUUCUUGGCUCGGUGUGAAGAGAUUGAUGAUAAGAUUAAUGAGUUGGAAUUGAAGGAAAAUCAGCUGCCGUAUCGGUGGGAGGACCGGAAAGUGUGGGAGAAAGUUCCGAAUGUGAUUGGCCUUGAUGGGCGGCCGAUGCCGAGGAAGGCUAUUAAGACUAAGGAGGAGAGUGAUGAUAAGUUUUGGGAUUUUGCUAGGCAAUUUUACUUUGGAUUAUGGGGUUUUCGACAGCGGCCUUAUCCGUCUAGUCGACCUAUUGAUGUUGCUCAAGCUAUUGGUUAUAAGCGGCUGGAGAAGCGAUACUAUGAUUUUAUUAUGAAGAGUGGUGGGUUUUAUUAUAAGGAUCGGUUGGGGCGGACUAGAGGACCUAUGGAGAUGAUUCAGCUUAAGACUGCUUGGGGUGGUGGGAUAAUUGAUAAGGAUACUUUUGUUUGGGGCGAGGAUCUUGAUGAAUGGGCUCCGAUUCAUAUGAUUUAUGGCAUGGAACGCGCUAUUGCUACUUGGGAAGUUAGACUUGGGGCGACAGCUACGGCUUUCCUUCACAAACUUCAGAAGGGAAUUCCUCCUUGGGUUCCUGCAAAGGGACGUGAGAAGAAAACCCUCAAACAGCUGCAACAAGAGGCAAUAGAGAGCAAAAAUCGCGACUUAGCUGUUUUAGAAGCUAAUGACGGUGUAUGGCCAGGUGUUAGAAUUCCCAGCCAUGCCCUAUUUCUUUGGGCAAGUGGUUCUGAGCUGACCAAUAUCUUAGAAUCUGACCAUAUGCCAAACAAAUACAUUCCGAAAGAGCUCAGGCUUCAGUUGGCUAAAAUUAUCCCUGGCCUAAGACCAUGGGAGGUUCUAAGUGUUGAGCAAGCAAUGGAUCAAAUAACAUAUGGUGGCAAAUGGUACCGUGAACCUCUUGGCGCAUAUACAACAGGUCCACCAUACAUAAGGCAUUGGAAUAAAGAUGUCAAGAGAAUAUUCCGGACUUUCUAUAAUCUGAGCAUCCAAGUAUACAACAAACUGAACAGGACAAUUCCAGGUUUUGAUGUUAUAAUGGAGAAAGUCCAGGCUGAUUCUGCGGCUAGAGAUGCCCGACGGAAAGAGAGGAGGGAAGCUCAUAAGAGAGCCGGGCAGUAAGUGACUCUAAGAAUGACCCAUCGAUAAGUAUCAAGACGAUCUCAUCAGGUGAACCGAUUUUAGAAAAAUGGUUUAUCAUUGUGAGAGGCAGCUCUUGAGCUUUUACAUUUUGUGUUUGAAGGUGAUCAAACACAUCACCCUGUAUCUUAUUUAAUGUAUGUACUAAUUAUAAACUUUUGAAUAGGAAAAGUUAAAUCAAUCACCUUGGAUUUUUUUCGCUCUUUA
Mercurialis annua (annual mercury) is the source of this 1816-nucleotide messenger RNA. Its product is annotated as protein TIC 56, chloroplastic. The record is from RefSeq and is a predicted model, not a curated record. The transcript is spliced from 5 exons. NCBI's taxonomy places the organism in Eukaryota, Viridiplantae, Streptophyta, Magnoliopsida, Malpighiales, Euphorbiaceae. Bases 89 to 1591 code for a protein of 500 amino acids.